GUCAUCUGCAAAUCUGACAGAAAGAAACUGAAUGUGUGAAUAGAGGAAAAAAUCAUUCUGACAAUGUUACAGAAUGAAUGUUUGAAACUGCCUCUCUCUCGCCCUCGCUCUCGCUCUCGCUUUCGCUCUCUUACCGUCUUUACUAGUUUUACUUUCACUUUGAGACCUCGCGGUAUGAAAUAUUUCGCACCAAGAAAAGUAAAAAACGAUUGUAAUUCAUCAACACAACAGCCUCCACAGUGGAAUAUUCUCCCAUGACUUGGUUUCAGCGGAUCUGUUGAUGCUUCCAUACUUUCCUGAUUCAUUCAGUGGAUAAUAAGAAUAAUACUUUCAGGACGGGCCAAAGAGAAUAAGAAGCAUCUUCUCUCUGUGUUUCCUCUAAAGAUGAAGAUGGGAGGUCUGUUUGACUUGAUCUGGACCUGAGUUCACCAGUAUCCAGACAGAACCAACAGCAGCCAACAAGUUAUAGUGUGCUGUUGCUCCACAUUCUGUUGGUUUACACUCCGCUAUGAAUGUGUCUGAGGAGAGAGAGGAGGGAGGUCCUACCUCUAAAACCACUCUGUCUGGACAGCAUGACAGCCAUACCAAAGCUAAGAGUCCAACAGGCGAGACCAGACUCCCCUGUACCCAGCUGUGUGUCCGUCAAGAGUGACUGCUCUAUGGAUCUACCUAACGCAUUCAAAGAGGGACGGCGCUCUACUGAACAGAGUCUAGUCCAACAGGCGAGACCAGACUCCCCUGUACCCAGCUGUGUGUCCAUCAAGAGUGACUGCUCUAUGGAUCUACCUAAUGCAUUCAAAGAGGGACAGCGCUCUACUGAACAGAGACAACACCAAGAGAGGUCAGAGGUUCCCAGUGGUCAGUCUGUCCGGGCGCAUCAAACAGACCUGGAUGUCAUAUUUAUGCGGCUUGAGGAGAACAUUUUCACUUUUGUGAAGAAGGAGCUGAAGCGUCUCCAGGAGGUUCUGAGUCCACAUUACCCAGGGUGCUUAGAGAGACAGGGGGAGGAGGAGGAGGAGGAGCAGAGGAGUCCCAAAGAAGCACUUCUGAAAAUCACACUGCACUUCCUGAGGAGUAUGAAGCAGCAGGAGCUGGCUGACUCUCUGGAGAGCAAAAUUCUUGUGCCUGUGUGCCCCCGGAUUAAACUCAAAUCUGCUCUGAAGGAGAAGUUUCAGUGUUUGUUUGAGGGCGUCGCUAAACCAGGAGAGUCAACACUUCUAAAUCAGAUCUACACAGAGCUCUACAUCACAGAGGGAGAGAGUGGAGAGGUCAAUAAUGAACAUGAGGUCAGACAGGUUGAAACAGCAUCCAGGAAGCCAGCGAGACCAGAAACACCAAUCAAAUGUGAAGACAUCUUUAAACCCUUACCUGGACAGGAUAAACCAAUCAGAACAUUAAUGACAAAGGGAGUGGCUGGCAUCGGUAAAACAGUUUUAACACAGAAGUUCACUCUGGACUGGGCUGAAGACAAAACCAACCACAAUAUACACUUCACAUUUCCAUUCACGUUCAGAGAGCUGAAUGUGCUGAAAGAUAAAAAGUUCAGCUUGGUGGGACUUCUUCAUCACUUCUUUAUUGAAACCAAAAAAGCAGGGAUCUGCAGCUUUGAUGAGUUCCAAGUUGUGUUCAUCUUUGAUGGUCUGGAUGAGUCUAGACUUCCUCUGGACUUCCAGAACAAUGAGCUCUGGACUGAUGUCACAGAGUCCACCUCGGUGGACGUGCUGCUGACAAACCUUAUUAAGGGGAAACUGCUUCCCUCUGCUCGCCUCUGGAUAACCACACGACCUGCAGCAGCCAAUCAGAUCCCUCCUGAGUGGGUUGACAUGGUGACGGAGGUGAGAGGGUUCACUGAUCCACAGAAGGAGGAGUACUUCAGAAAGAGAUUCAAAGAUGAGGAGCAAGCCAGAAGAAUAAUCUCACACAUCAAGACAUCACGAAGCCUCCACAUCAUGUGUCACAUCCCAGUCUUCUGUUGGAUCACUGCUACAGUUCUGGAUCAUGUGUUGAAAAGAGAUGAGAGAGGAGAGAUGCCCAAGACCCUGACUGAAAUGUACAUCCACUUCCUGGUGGUUCAGUCCAUCCAGGGGAAUGUGAAGUAUCAUGGGAGAUCUGAGACAGAGCCACACUGGAAUACAGAGAGCAGGAAGAUGAUUAUGUCUCUUGGAAAACUGGCCUUUGAACAGCUGGAGAAAGGCAACCUGAUCUUCUAUGAAGCAGACCUGACAGAGUGUGGCAUUGAUAUCAGAGCAGCCUCAGUGUACUCGGGAGUGUUGACACAAAUCUUUAAAGAGGAGUGUGGGCUGUACCAGGACAAGGUCUUCUGCUUUGUCCAUCUGAGCAUUCAGGAGUUUCUGGCUGCCCUUUAUGUAUUUUUCUCAUUCAUCAACACUGGAGUCAAUCUGCUCUCAGAAACACAGUCAAUCUCCUGCAGCUCUAAACCAUCUAUAGAGAAACCUACAGAACCAGACCUCUACCAGACAGCAGUGGACAAGGCCUUAGAGAGUCCAAACGGACACUUGGACUUGUUCCUGCGUUUCCUCCUGGGCCUCUCACUGGAACUCAAUCAGAAUAUCUUACGAGGCCUGCUGGGAAAGACGGGAAGUAAAUCAAAGACCAAUCAGAAAACAGUCCUGUACAUCCAGGGGAAGAUCAGGGAGGAUGUCUCUCCAGAGAGAAGCAUCAAUCUGUUCCACUGUCUGAAUGAACUGAAUGACCAUUCUCUAGUGGAGGAUAUCCAACAGUACCUGACAUCAGGAAGACUCUCCAAAGACCAACUCUCUCCUGCUCAGUGGUCAGCCCUGGUCUUCAUCUUACUGUCUUCAGAAAAGGAGCUGGACGUCUUUGACCUGAAGAAAUACUCUGCUUCUGAGGAGGGUCUGCUGAGGCUGCUGCCAGUGGUCAAAGUCUCCAAUACAGCGCUGUUGAGUUCCUGUAAUCUGUCGGAGAGAAGCUGUGAAGUUGUGUCCUCAGUUCUCAGCUCCAACUCCUCUAGUGUUAGAGAGUUGGACCUGAGUAACAAUGAUCUGCAGGAUUCAGGAGUGAAGCUGCUCUCUGCUGGACUGGGGAGUCCACAAUGUAGACUGGAAACUCUCAGGUUGUCGGGCUGUCUGGUCACAGAGGAAGGUGUUUCUUCUCUGCUUUCAGCUCUGAGCUCCAACCCGUCCCAUCUGAAAGAGCUGGACCUGAGCUACAACCAGCCAGGAGACUCAGGAGGGAAGCUGCUCUCUGCUGGACUGGCGGAUCCACAAUGCAGACUGGACACUCUCAGGCUGGACCACGCUGGAGUGUGCUGGUUGAAACCAAGUCUGAGGAAGUAUACCCGCGAACUCACACUGGACCCAAACACAGCACACAGAGAACUCCUUCUGUCUGAGGACAACAGAAGGGUGACGGUGAGAGAGGAGCAGUCGUAUCCUGAUCAUCCAGACAGGUUUGACUUCUGGAGGCAGGUUCUAUGUAGAGAGAGUCUGACUGGCCGCUGUUACAUGGAGGUACAGUGGAAAGGAAAGGAUUAUAUGGGAGUGACUUACAGAGGAAUCAGAAGGAGAGGAGGAGGUGCCGAUUGUCUUCUUGGAUGUAAUGAAAAGUCCUGGAGUCUAUACUGUUAUGGUGAUGGAUACACUGCCUGUCAUAAUAAAAGAGAAACAGAGAUACGUAUCUCUCCCUCCUCCUCUGACAGAGUAGGGGUGUAUCUGGACUACUCUGCUGGAACUCUGUCCUUCUACAGAGUCUCCUCUGACACACUGACACACCUCCACACCUUCGCCUCCACAUUCACUGAACCUCUCUAUGUUGGGUUUGGGUUUGGGAGGUUUGGGUCACGUGACUCCUCAGUGUGUCUGUGUUAGACAGAGGAGGUAGACGCCUCCUGUGUCCAGGGGGAACACUCACAGUCCUGCCCAAAGACAACUUCUGACAUGAUAGAUCACUGUACAGGAACACACACACACACACACACCCCAUCAGUGGUCACGCGGGGUCAAGUAUGAGUGUCUUCCUUCCUUGUGGGUAUCCUUGCAGGGGGACGCCUGCGCGUGACAGGUUUUUACGUGGAGUGGCUGGUGCGCCUGCAGCCACCACACGGUCCUUUGCAGGGGGUGGCCAAAGUCCAAUGGCAUAGAGAACCAAGACGAUCAGGGACCACCCUCUGUUGCAGCAUUCAUCCGGCUUCAAUUGCAUCUGGCUUCAUCAUAAACAGUUAACAUUUUGAUAGCUGAUAUAAACUUGGGUCCAAAACUAAAGGGUUCUAGAGUGUGAAACAAGAAUUUAUGUUCUAUCGUGACAAAUGCUUUACAAAAGUAUAAGACUAUAAUAACUGCCUCUGAUUCAAUUGGGUCUGUGUAUUCUAUUAGGCUCGAAGACUAAUUUUAUAAUACAGCUUAUAUGGCGACCUUUUAUCAAAGCUGUUUGUAUUUCGUUUAACGAGAUUAUGCACAUCUUUUUUUUUUGUCUAUUGGUAUAUGCUAAUGCUAUCAAUUUGUAAUCUGUAUUAAGGAGAGUUAUAGGUCGCCAAUUGUCUAUCGAAAGUGGAUCCUUGUCAGGCUUAGGAAUUUAAUGAUAUAACUCCCUGUUUCAUUGUAGUGGUCAUCUCUUCUUGUGUGAAGCAUUCCAGAAACAACAUGAAUAUUGUUUUUUUUCAUGUUUAUUAAAGCAUCUUUAAUUUCUAAGAUAUUUAACCCUGCAUUACACAAUGAUUUACAACAUAUGUAGUAACAAGAUUGGAAGUAAAAAAUCGCCAGGCAUCAGUCAAAUUUAACUGAAUGCAUAGAGAUGUCACUAUCUUGAGAGUUUCCAUUUGAUCUUUGUGGGCCUGUGUCAAUAUUGUUGU
This is a messenger RNA of Lampris incognitus (smalleye Pacific opah), 4828 nucleotides long. Its product is annotated as NLR family CARD domain-containing protein 3-like. Bases 513 to 3848 code for a protein of 1111 amino acids. The transcript is spliced from 13 exons. Lineage: Eukaryota; Metazoa; Chordata; Actinopteri; Lampriformes; Lampridae. The record is from RefSeq and is a predicted model, not a curated record. Gene Ontology annotation, molecular function: protein binding.